Telopea speciosissima is the source of this 678-nucleotide messenger RNA. RefSeq lists its product as uncharacterized. The transcript has 2 exons. Lineage: Eukaryota; Viridiplantae; Streptophyta; Magnoliopsida; Proteales; Proteaceae. The coding region runs from base 1 to 678 and encodes 225 amino acids. The record is from RefSeq and is a predicted model, not a curated record.
AUGGUUGUGCAGGAUCCCAACUCGUCUUCUUCAAACGGCAUCUCCUCCAUUGUCGCUUCUACCGGUAUUAAUCCUUCAUCACCCAAUCAUCUCCAUCACUUGGAUAAUCCUGGAACACUUCUCGUCUCCACCCCGCUCAAUGGCGACAACUACCCCACAUGGCGUCAUGCGAUGCAUAUGCCUCUUUAUGCCAAAAAUAAAAUGAUGUUCGUCGAUGGAUCUCUUCCUUGUUUGCUUGCACCCGAAUCUCAAAUCCAGCUUUGGGAUCGCUGCAACUUCAUGGUGCUCUCUUGGUUACUCAAUGUUCUCACUCGCUCCCUUGCUGACAGCUUCAUCUAUGCUGAAGCGGCCGCUGAGGUCAAGCGCAGCGCCGAUGGCACCAUUGAGCGCUAUAAAGCACAUUUAGUUACCAUGGGUUACACACAACAAGAGGGCCUUGAUUAUAUCGACACAUUCACUCCAGUCGUGAAACUUGUUACUGUGCACAAUUUUCUGGCCGUCGUUGCCAUUCGGGGUUGGCUUCUGUGCCAGCUCGAUGUCAAUAAUGCCUUCUUACAAGGCACUCUUGAAGAGGAUGUUUAUAUGCGUCUCCCCUCGGGUUAUGGCCAACAGGGGGAGUCGCAUUUUUGCAAGCUCCACAAGUCUCUUUACGGUCUCAAACAGGCCUCUCGCAGCUAG